CCCAGCCCCCGCCCCGCAUCCGCCGCCCCCCGCUGCAGCCGGGCGUCGCGGCCCCGGGGAUGUUCUCCCGCAAGGGCCAUGCGGAUGUCAAGAAAUCUACACAGAAAGCGCUGGACCCGAAGAAGGACGUGCUGACCCGCCUCAAGCACCUCCGCGCCGUGCUGGAUAAUGUGGAUGGGAGUGACCUGAAACAAUUUUUUGAGAUCCACUAUUCUCAAAUUUAUUUUAUCUUCUAUGAAAAUUUCAUAACACUGGAAAAUAGCUUGAAACAAAAAGGGAAUAAAUCACAAAGGGAGGAGCUGGACUCUGUUCUCUUUCUUUUUGAAAAAAUAUUGCAGCUACUACCUGAGAGGAUUUAUUAUCGAUGGCAUUUUCACAGUAUAGGAUCCAUUUUGAAAAAGCUUUUGCACACUGGAAACUCUAUAAAGAUAAGAUGUGAAGGAAUCCGGCUGUAUCUUCUUUGGCUUCAAGGACUUCAGACAAAUUGUUCAGAAGAGCAAGUGUUAAUUUUUGCAUGUCUUGUGCCUGGUUUUCCGCCUAUUAUGUCAUCAAGAGGUGCUUGUACACUGGAUGCCCUCAUUAGUCCUCCUCCCAGUUUACUUGAUGCAAAGAUUUGUCCUGAAGAAAUAACCCCACUUUUGCCAGCUGUCUCUGGUGAAAAGAUUGCUGAGGAUCAGACCUGCUAUUUUCUUCAGCUGUUGUUAAAGUAUAUGGUAAUCCAGGCUGCAAGCUUGGAGUGGAAGAAUAAGGAAAACCAAGACACUGGUUUUAAGUUUCUCUUCACCUUGUUUAGAAAGUAUUAUCUUCCACACUUGUUUCCAUCUUUUACAAAACUAACCAACCUCUACAAGCCUGUGCUUGAUAUUCCUGACUUGAGACCAAAACCAGUGUACAUUACUGCAACCCGAAACAAUGAAAACAUUUACAGCACGAAAAUUCCGUAUAUGGCUGCCCGUGUUGUUUUUAUUAAAUGGCUUGUCACCUUCUUUCUGGAGAAAAAGUACUUGGCAGCAGCUCAGGGCACUAAAAAUGGAGGUGAAGUGCUGCCUAAAAUCAUCCAGACUGUUGGUGGUGGUUCAACUCAAGAUAAGAACCCUGAGCUGGAAGCCAUCGCACAAUUGGAGCAAGAAAGAAAUCAUUCCAACAGUAGCACCUUGUCUGAUAGGAGACUCAGUAAUUCUAGCCUUUGCAGCAUUGAAGAACAACAUCGGUCAGUGUAUGAGAUGGUGCAGAGGAUUUUAUUGUCCACUCGAGGCUAUGUCAAUUUUGUCAAUGAAGUAUUUCGCCAGGCUUUUUUAUUACCUUCUUCUGAUAUAUCUGCAACACGAAAAGUAGUGAAGGUAUACAGAAAAUGGAUAUUGCAAGAGAAACCUGUGUUUAUGGAAGAACCAGAUAAAAAAGAAAACAGUCCAGAUGAUUUGACUACCUUGGAGCAUUCAGAAACACAGACAGAUAGCAAACAUUUUGCCACUGAACAUUCUGGACAUAAAAGAACUUCCAGCUGGGGAAGAACGUAUUCCUUCACUAGUGCUGUUAGUAGAGGAUGUAUAUUAGAAGAUGAAGACAAGAAUGUGAAAGCUGGGGCACAGGCUGCGUUACAGGUGUUUUUGACCAAUUCUGCAAAUGUUUUUUUAUUGGAACCAUGUGCUGAAGUCCCUGCACUCUUAAAGGAGCAAGUUGAUGCUUGCAAAGCAGUUCUGAGUAUUUUUAGGCGCAUGAUAAUGGAACUUUCAAUGGACAGAAAAACAUGGGAACAGAUGUUACAGAUUCUCCUGAGAAUUACAGAAGCAGUCAUGCAGAGGCCAAAGGAUAACCAAAUAAAGGACACGUUUGCUCAAAGCAUGGCAGGAUUGCUUUUCCGGACCCUUAUUGUGGCUUGGAUCCGAGCAAAUCUGAGUGUUUACAUUUCUCGAGAACUCUGGGAUGAAUUGCUUAGCGUGCUGUCUUCCCUCACUGAUUGGGAGGAGCUGAUAAGUGAAUGGGCCAAAAUUAUGGAUUCUCUAACAGUAGUGUUAGCAAGAACAGUGUAUGGAGUAGAAAUGACCAACUUACCACUGGAUAAACUGAGUGAACAAAAGGAAAAAAAACAAAGGGGAAAAGGUGGCAUCUCAGAUCCACAAAAGGUAACUGCAGUGGGAAGAUCAUUUUCAUUAAGCUGGAGGAGUCAUCCUGAAGUUGUGGAACCAAUGAGAUUCAGGAGUGCUACCACGUCUGGAGCACCAGGAGUUGAGAAAGCAAGAAAUAUAGUCCGUCAAAGAGCAACAGCUAAGCGAAGCCAGUCUAUCAGCAACUGUGUCCAUCUUUAUGAGGCUUUGCCAACCACUAAAAGUGUACCUCUUCUGCUUCACACUGUGAGCUCUCUCUUACCUGGUAUCUCUUACACUUCUUGCUCUCACAGGCUUUCAGAAGUUGAAGAAUCUCUGCCAUCAGAAAAUGUCACAGGGACAGAGUCAAGUGGUCCAUUUGCAGACCAGGAUCAACAAAUUACUCGAAGCAGUAGCACUUCAGAUAUUACAGACCAAUUUAAUUCUGAUUUUUUUCAAGGGAAAAAGACCGAGAGCACGCAGAAUUUAAGUUCUUCAGACUCCAAAUCUGUUCAAGAAAAUAAGGGAUAUAUGAAGAAAGAACACGAAGCCCAGCACGUUGUAGUGCGAAGGAGCAGCAGUCCAGCUGAAUUGGAUUUGAAAACAGACCUGCAGUCUCACAGAAGUCCCAGGGAAAGAGAAAAGAGUGAAAGUUUUAGUAGUGACACAUCCUUUGGCUACAAUAAUGACGUAGACAUCACACUGCUUCCCUGGCAAACAUGUGAAGAAGACCAUGAAGUUAAUACAACCACAGAUGUUUGUGCUGAUCCAGAUGUACGUCAUUGGCUGCAGCUUAGUCCUUCAGAUGCUGCAAAUUUAACAGACAGCAGUGAAUUCCUUGCUGAUGACUGCAGUAUAAUUGCUGGUGGAAACCUAAUAGGUUGGCAUCCUGAUUCUGCUGCUGUAUUAUGGAGGAGGAUCUUGGGAAUCCUUGGAGAUGUCAACAAUAUCCAGUCACCUAAAAUCCACGCCAGAGUUUUUGGGUAUCUCUAUGAAUUAUGGUACAAACUAGCAAAGAUAAGGGACAAUCUUGCUAUAAGCGUGGAUAACCAGUCUACUCCCUCUCCUCCUCUUUUAAUUCCACCACUCAGAAUAUUUGCCUCAUGGUUGUUCAAGGCAACAACCUUGCCAAAUGAAUAUAAGGAAGGCAAACUUCAAGCAUACAGGCUGAUCUGUGCUAUGAUGACCAGGCGCCAAGAUGUCCUGCCAAAUUCUGAUUUCCUAGUGCAUUUUUAUCUUGUGAUGCACCUUGGCUUAACUAGUGAAGAUCAGGAUAUUUUAAAUACUGUCAUAAAGCACUGUCCACCCUGGUUUUUCUUCUUGGCUUUACCUGGUUUUACAAUGCUGAUAGGAGACUUCAUUACAGCUGCAGCCAGAGUUCUUAGUACAGACAUGUUGGAGGCCCCUCGUUCAGAAGCUCAUACUAUUCUUGGUUCUCUUGUUUGCUUUCCAAAUAUCUACCAAGAAAUCCCACUCCUGCAACCCAUCCUGAAAGCUGGUGAUAUCAUCGCAGGAACUGCAGAUGUCAAAUGUUACCUCAUAAAUAUUUUAUUGAAGAAUGCCACUGAUGAGCCAAGUGAAGCUGCAAGGUGUAUAGCUGUUUGCUGUCUUGGAGUUUGGAUAUGUGAAGAAUUAACACAAUGCACAAACCACCCCCAAGUGAAGGAUGCAAUAAAUGUUAUAGGUGUGACACUAAAGUUUUCUAAUAAAUUGGUAGCUCAGAUAGCUUGUGAUGUUCUACAACUGCUAGUUUCAUAUUGGGAAAAGAUUCAGAAGUACGAAUCUUCUCUGCCCCGGAAAAUUACUGAAAUCCUUGUGGCCACUAUUGCAUUUUUAUUGCCUAGUGCUGAAUACUCUUCUUUGGAAGUGGAUAAAAAGUUUAUAGUUUCAUUAUUACUUUGCUUGUUGGAUUGGUGUAUGGCAUUACCACUGAAAACCUUACUAGAGCCAGCCUCUGUUGGAGUCCUUGAAGAUCAGCAUUCAUCCAAAGCUCCAUUACUGGAUUACAUAUACAGGGUUCUGCACUGUUGUGUUUAUGGCUCGAGCACAUAUACACAACAAAGCCAUUAUAUUUUGAGUCUUGCUGAUCUCUUAUCUAAUGACUAUGAUCCAUUUUUGCCAUUGGGAAAUGUCAAGACUUCUGAGCUGGCACCGUCUCUCUCCUCCACUGAUUUGGGUAAUCUACUCACUGUUGCAGAGGAAAAAAAAAGAAGAAGCUUGGAAUUAAUACCUCUAACUGCACGGAUGGUUAUGACACAUCUAGUAAACCACUUAGGUCACUAUCCCCUUAGUGGAGGUCCUGCCAUUCUGCAUAGCCUUAUAAGUGAGAAUCAUGAGAACUCGUACGUGGAAUCUUCUGAACUGUCUUCAGAAGUCUUCCGAAGUCCAAACUUGCAAUUAUUUGUAUUUAACGACAGUAGUCUUAUAUCUUACCUCCAAAUUCCUGCAGAAAGGAGAUUGGAGACUGAGCCAGCAGGAGCUCCCUCAGAUGUAAGAGUAAUAGUCAGAGAUAUCUCAGGGAAAUAUUCUUGGGAUGGCAGGAUAUUAUAUGGACCUUUGGAAGGCUGUCUACCACGGCAAAAUGGAAUUAAUUCACUUGUGAUUUCAAGCAGUCGUGAGAAGCAAUUUGAGUCUCCGACAGAUGUUGCUCAAGUAGAAGAAGGAGAAGAUGCUCUUGACACAUUGCUGGAAAAGAUUGGUAGCACUAGUCCUGAAUGCCUUUUACAUCCUCAGCGAAAACUGAAUGAGCCAUCACCUCCACCAUUUGGUAUGAACUGUGACCAAGAGAAUGAGAUCAUAGAAGCCCUAAUAAGGCAGAGUGCCCAAGAAAAAGAAUAUAUAUAUAAAUGUGAUUGUGAUCUUGAUAUGAAAAUAGCUUAUCAAGAAGAACCAAGUCCUGCUGAGCCACAAGCACCAUUUUAUUUCUGCAGGUUAUUGUUAAAUGACUUAGGAAUGAACUCCUGGGAUAGAAGAAAAAGCUUUCAUCUACUCAAGAAAAAUUCUAAAUUACUGAGAGAGCUGAAAAAUCUAGACUCCCGGCAAUGUCGUGAAACUCACAAGAUUGCAGUGUUUUACAUUGCAGAAGGGCAAGAGGACAAAUGUUCAAUACUGUCUAAUGCAAGAGGAAGCCAAGCAUAUGAAGAUUUUGUUGCUGGAUUGGGCUGGGAGGUUGAUCUUUCAACGCAUUGUGGAUUUAUGGGCGGUCUGCAGCGUAAUGGCAGCACAGGACAAACAGCACCAUAUUAUGCUACCUCUACUGUGGAAGUCAUUUUUCAUGUGUCCACAAGAAUGCCAUCUGAUUCAGAUGAUUCACUGACCAAAAAGCUUCGUCACUUGGGAAAUGAUGAGGUUCACAUCGUCUGGUCUGAACACACCAGGAACUACCGCAGGGGUAUUAUACCAACAGAUUUUGGAGAUGUUUUAAUUAUUAUUUAUCCGAUGAAGAACCACAUGUUUUUCAUAGAGAUAAUGAAGAAACCAGAGGUGCCGUUUUUUGGUCCUCUGUUUGAUGGAGCAAUAGUGACUGCAAAACUACUGCCAAGCCUUAUAUGUGCCACAUGCAUCAAUGCCAGCAGAGCUGUGAAAUCUCUCAUACCACUCUACCAGAGCUUCUAUGAGGAGAGAGCUCUGUAUCUUGAAGCAAUAAUCCAGAAUCACAAAGAAGUAAUGACAUUUGAGGAUUUUGCAGCUCAGGUCUUUUCUCCCUCUCCUAGCUACUCCCUCAGUGGAACUGAUUAGAAUAUGUAAAGCUCUCAGUACGGUAAUUGAGAAAGGCUGUCUCACCACAAGUGCAAGUGCUGACCUCACUGUAAGCAUAGGGAUAGAAUUAGCAGAGCAGACCUCUCCAACGCUACCACGUGCCACGAAAAACAAAGUCUCUGGGAAACUUCGUCGCUCCGCUAGUGCUCUCAGCAAAUCUUCAAACUAAUGCACUUUGGAAGUGGAAGUCCAGUCAAGGGAACUUAAAGCAAAAUUCUUGAAAUAUAUUAAAAUAUUUACUAUAUCACUAGAACUUGUAACUUUGGGUAAGCACACAAUGAAGUAUUUUUGCUAUAAAAUUACAAUUCUCUAAUGUUUCAAAUCUUAAAUUAUUGAUGGACAGCUUUCACUUGAAUUACCCAUCAUGCAUUUCACUUGAUUUUUGCUGUCAUAAAAAUGACUCAGACAAAUGUGGGGCGUUCAGUGUGUGUGGCAUUUUAAGUGGUAUGAGAUAACUCACGCAUUUUCCCUGAGUUUUGGUAAGUGCAAAUUUUAAUGUCACAGAGAGACAUUCCAAGUGUUAGAACCAGUUAAUAUACUUUCCAUGUCUUGAUUUUAAACAUUCCAGUUAACCCUUGUUUAUAUAUUAACAAAUGUUGUCUAAAUGGAAAGCAAGUUUAAUUUGAUUUACCAUCUGAUGGAUGCUUUUCUUUUUGUAAGUAUGGGUGACCAACCUGGGUGCUUAUCAAUGUCUUCAAGUGCCCAUUGCUGUUCUGUUUUGGACUGCUCACUCAAUGCAGUUUUUGUGCAUGUAGCUAAAAAUGCAUAAGUAUCAAAUGAGUGUUGCUAAGUAAUUUACCUGCAAUCUAGAAAGCUAUUGCCAGUUGCAUAAAACACCAUGCCCUGGAUUAAAAGCACUUUGCUUAAUCUUGCCAUGCUAUACAGGAGGGCAUAUUCUCAUGUAUCUUAUAAAGGCUUGAAAUCAAGGAUGCUCCAGGCCUUGCAGGCUUGUGUCUCAACGCAGCAUACCAGGAAAUGGAAUUAAGACCCCUUGCAUUUUCUCAGUAUUCCUGCUAUGAUCGCCACAUGCCAGUGUUGCUAUAUUUAAAGGUCUGCAGUCUGAUGGUCUCAGCAUCUAUUGUCAAAUAGCCACACAGUGUAAUGCAGGUUAGUUGUUAACAUGUCCAGUUCAGCUCCAGCCACUUAGUUUAUAUCUCUCUGGUUAUUUCAUGAUUGAAAUCCUGUUAGGACUAUGCUUGGAUUUGGAGUUAUUUUGUCAUAUGGAAUGCUGCAUGUGAUUGAUGCAUCAUAGAUUUUAAUCACUUUUUCAGUCUAGGUAAAAAAUAAAAAUGACCAAAUUAUUUCAUUUAGAAAAGCAGAUAUUGCACAUUAGUAUUAAUUUUGUGUGACCCAGGCUUGCAUAACUAGGAGCCAGUACACAUCUUAGGUAGCCACAUUGACCUGUUGCACCAGCAGGACAGUAAUCUGCUAAAUGAAGUACCCCUAAUCAGACCUAAGUAUAAUAAACUUGAAAGCUUUCAAGGGCACAUGACAUUGUUUUCUUUUACUGAUCAGCACGAUAUGCAAAUAUUUUAAACACAAAACCAACUUGUUGCGAUCUCAGUAAGUACUGGGGUUGAAAGGCUAAGGGAAACCUUUUGUACUUUAAAAAAUGUAACUUUACCACAAAAGUAAAGGAAAUAAAAGGCAAGAACUGUAACCACUUUGAACACUUAAUACAAGUGAGAAAAUUAAAAUUGAUGAUAGAAAUUCUGUCCUCGAAUUUUGUCUUCAUCUUGCAGCAGCCUGCAAGCAGAGAUCAAUCACCCAUGUAAAUGCUGCAAUACCUGAGAACAACAGGGUCUGGAGCAGUGAAGUUCCAGCAGUGAAUUUCCUAGCCUUUUACAGGACGGUUGGACACUAAGGGAGAAAGAGGCAAUUGUCAGACAGCUAAAAUCACCUUAGCCUUUGGUCUUUGAAUCUUGGAUGUUAGUGUUGGUGGUACCUUUGCUGCUGGAGUUUCAGAUCUCACACCUGUAACCUUCCUAAUCCUCCUCAGGUCUAGUUGACGUUGUUUCUAUUUGUUGAAUUUAUGUUCAUGAUGUUCUUUAGCCCAUUUAAACCUAAUGUGAUUUAUCUCAACUGAAGGGGACUUUUAUGUGAAGCUAACUGCACCAUUGGGCAGAUAUUUUUUGUUGCACUCAGUUUCUCUGUAUAGGUUAAGUGAAUGUCUAUCUACUUUCAUGUCAAGAGUGAUCUGCAUUAAUUCUCUGUGAAUAUGGAAUACUAUUUGAUAAAUAUUUACAGUACUAUUAAGUUAUAGUUUGGCAUUUUGUUAUUGGGUUUAUGUAUUAGUUUAUUUGGUUCUAGCAGUAGCCCGUUUAUCAGGAUAAGGAUAAAUUUUGUAAUUGGACCCAUUCAUUAUCCAAACUAGAAAGUAGAAAUUAUUACUCAUAAUGUUAGUAUGCUGUCCACGUGAGCUGGCAUUUACAAUUCACAGGUAAAUGCAGUAAAUGCCUGCUGGGACAGAGCACUGUUAAAUCGCUAAAAUGUCUGGUUUUCAUUUCACUUUCUGCUUUAAACUAUGGUUUUUGCUUCUUCCUGAUAGUGUGUCUAUAAAGUCAAUUAGAAAAGUUGUGUAUUGCAUUAUAAAAUGUGUUCUCAUAGCAAUGAUUGUUGGGUAGGAGAACAUGGCUAUUCUUAGUUAUCCAAUAAAAUGUCAAAUAUAAGCUGGCUGAAAUAGUUCAAAGGGCAUUUUUCUGAAUAACGUGGAAACUUUCCUUCUAAGCAUACGCACAUCUCUAAUAAAAAGAAUGAAAGUUCAGAUACAAAAUUAUUUCCUUGGUACUAAACAUAUCAAAAAAAUGAAUUGUCGAAGUCCUAGUGGAGUUUUGUAACAUAAAGCAAUAAACAUAUUUUUUCCUUAAUGCCUCAGAAACCAGUAAACCGAUUCACAGCAUAAUUUUUUAUAAAAAUAUACAGAACAUAAAGAAAAUGUCUCUCAGGUGCAAACAGCUUCUCUCUGAUCUUUUAUUUAACUGCCAGGGUGAAACAGGGAUGCUGACACUGGCACUAGACUUUAUUUCUUGUUAUCCAAAUAAUAAAUGCAGACUUAACUGCAUCGGAUGAGGAUAUAUUCUAUAGUGUUAGUUGUUCGCACCACUUUUAAGCAGCUAUAUUCUGUCUAAAAAAAGAAAUACUGGGCAAAAUUCAGAGUUGGUGUAAGUGAGCGUAAAUUUCAUGGAAAUCACUGGGCAAAUUUGAGUAGAGACUUUCAUGAUGAAGUGCAGUUUUGGGGUGUCUUUGGGUAAAACAACUUAAUUUGGGCUGAUUUGGUGUUCAUGUAAUCUAGGUGUAACAGAGAAUGCAGCUGACAUGUAGGUGUACAAUAAGCCAUGGGAGGAGAGGUUCUCCCUUCCUGAGGAAUAUAAAAUCCUUUUCUUAUCCUAUUCUGUCACCCUGCACACAGUUCCCAUUAAAGUCACCUGAUGGGAUGACCAGGCCCUUGUUGUUCAGACUAUGCUAUGCUUUAAUGAAGCAGCUUGUUUUUGAUGAGUAGGAUAUGAUUUGUACUUCUGUUAUUGAAAACUCGUUGGCUACCCAACAACAUGCUUGCCCAAUGCAGAUUCGAUUUAGCAUAGUUAAACAAAAUAAGACUUCAUCUUGAGGCAAUUGCUGUUUGUUGUAACAGUAGCCAUAACUCUGUAGGCUUUCCUAGAGUUUUUAUUGUUACAAAUAGAUUAAUUUCACUACUGAAAAGAAAUCUCCAGCACAUCUUCAGUGCUUGAAGGCAUGGGGAGUGCUUCACUUAAGCCUUCCAUGCAGUGACUAUUGGAUGAACAAUCAUGACAAUAAUAGCAGCAUCUACAAUAUUUUGUAAAGCUCUGAGGAGAAGGGACUUCUUGAUGAAAUCAGAAAGAUGGGAGGUACUUUUCAGUGUCUUUCGGCCAGACUCUGUUAUUCUUUUCUUGAAACUUCUCCUCAUUCCAGUUCUCUUUUGCUUACCUACCCCCCGAGCAGGUGUUACACUGAAGAUGCGAUUGACCAGUUUAUCAUAUCUUAAAGUGUAACCUGGCCAAGCAUUUAAGCAGCUAAUUGCACAACAAAAAGUAAAACCAGUCACAAAAUUAUUACGUAAAAAAGGUAUAAUAAUUUUGUGGCUGGUUUCAGUUGUGUCUUAGAGUGAACAUGUGGCCCGAUGGACUGCACCAGGGCUCAAAUGGCCUCCUGUGCAGUCCCUGCCAGUCCAA
Alligator sinensis (Chinese alligator) is the source of this 10033-nucleotide messenger RNA. RefSeq names its product Ral GTPase activating protein catalytic alpha subunit 2 (gene RALGAPA2). Gene Ontology annotation, biological process: positive regulation of GTPase activity; regulation of small GTPase mediated signal transduction. The record is from RefSeq and is a predicted model, not a curated record. Lineage: Eukaryota; Metazoa; Chordata; Crocodylia; Alligatoridae. Gene Ontology annotation, molecular function: GTPase activator activity. Gene Ontology annotation, cellular component: cytoplasm; nucleus. Bases 60 to 5822 code for a protein of 1920 amino acids. The transcript is spliced from 41 exons.